UACUAAACCAUUGUUGCUCAGCUGAUAUAUCUCAUAAGUUAAGAAACUAAAACAGUUCUCUAUAAGUUGUCCGUAGAUUCAAAAAAAACGACUUCGUAGUGACUAUGGUUAGAGUUGCUUUUGUGGAAUGAACGAUAGUCAGUGUUGCCUCUGAUUUUUGUUGGGUUGAUGAAUCGGGUUUAAAAAUUCGAUUUUGAUUAGGGUUUCUUUUUUGAGCUAAACUUUUUGAACUUACCUUGUUACUUUGUAUUCUUUUAGAUUUUUUAGGCCAAACGUUCCACAUCCAUCUAUGCUCUCUCUUAUUUCUCUAUAACCAUCAGAAACCUUCUUUUCUCCUCACAACGGGCUAGAACAUUUGCAAUGUUCACUGGCGAUUCCACUCUUAGCUUCUUAAUCUCCAAAAUUCAAUUUUGGAUUCUCAAUUGAAAAUCCAGAAAGUUAAAUAAUACACACAGUGAUGCACGAGAAGAGGACCAACACUACAUAGAGAAGAAAAUUAAAAUAGACUCCAAAAUGGAAACCAGAAUUCGUUUCCGAAUGUAAAAAACACACCGAUUGCAAGCAAAUAUGAACAGGAAUUUAAAACAGCAAAAUGGUAAAGCCAUCAAACAAAACUGUAAACCAUCCUCUUGUACGCUCCGAAUGAUGCAAUUUCACUCAUAAUUUUGGAGUAUUGUAUAGGUGAGCAAUAAAUCUUGUUCCCCCGUUUCUCGAGCUCAAUUUUAACUUUUAUCCCCUUUUCCAAAUGUUAGUUGAAGAACCCAUUCCUGCCAAUUCAGUAAUCCCCUCGAGAGCUCUACAACAACACCUGUUCCAUCUAUUACAAAUUUGCAAAACCCUCAAAAAUAUAUCUCAAAUCCACACCCAAAUACUCAUUAAUGGUUUUUCCCAGAAAAAUUACAUUCUAGUCAAGUUACUUUCAUUCUAUAUAGCUUCUGGUAAUCUCCAACAUGCACAAAAUGUAUUCAAAAAUAUUAAAAACCCAAGUGUUACCGUAUGGAAUCAGAUUAUCAGAGGCCAUGCUCGCAGCGAAUCUCCUCAAAAGUCUGUUAUUUUGUUCAAUCAAAUGAGAGUCGCAAAGGUGGAGCCUAAUGGGUUCACCUAUUCGUUCCUUUUGAGUGGUUGCGCUAGGUCAGGAUUGUUGAGAGAGGGCGAGCAGGUGCAUGGGAGAGUUUUGGUGACAGGGUAUUGCUCAAAUGUGUUUGUGCAGACUAAUCUGGUUAAUUUAUAUGCGAUGGCUGGUGCUCACUCAGGCGUUGGGUAUGCACGUCGGGUGUUUGAUGAUAUGGGUGAUAGAAAUGUUGUGUGUUGGAAUUCAAUGCUUGCAGGGUAUAUGAGGUGUGGAAAUGUUGAUGAGGCAAGGAGGGUUUUUGAUGAGAUGAUGGAGAGAAAUGUUAUCUCUUGGACGACUAUGAUUGCAGGGUACGCUCGAAAUGGUAAGGGAAGGCAGGCAUUGAAUAUGUUUGAUGAAAUGAGGAGAGCCCGUGUGGAAUUGGACCAGGUGGCGUUGGUGGCAGCACUAUCAGCAUGUGCUGAACUGGGGGAUUUGAGGUUAGGCAGGUGGAUUCACUCUUAUAUUAGAGAAAGAUUGAGUGGUGAAAACCGGUCCUUACUGGUUUCUUUGUACAAUGCACUUAUACACAUGUAUGCUAGCUGUGGUGUGAUUGAAGAAGCUUAUGAAGUAUUUAGAUGGAUGCCACAUAGAAGUAAGGUUUCUUGGACAACCAUGAUCAGUGCAUUUGCAAAACAGGGUUAUGGACAAGAGGCUCUUGCUAUUUUUCAAUUGAUGCAAAGCAUGGGAACCGAAGAAGCAAGGCCUGAUGAGAUAACCUUCAUAGAAGUCCUAAGUGCUUGCAGCCAUGCUGGACUUGUGGAUGAAGGUCGCCAAUUCUUCAUAGACAUGAUUCAUAGUUGGGGCAUUAAGCCCAGAAUGGAGCACUACGGAUGCGUGGUUGAUUUAUUGAGUCGUGCUGGAUUGUUGGACGAAGCACAUGAUCUCAUUGAGAACAUGCCCAUGAAACCAGAUGUUGCCAUCUGGGGUGCGUUACUUGGUGGUUGCAGAAUUCACAAAAAUGCUGAGCUUGCUUCUCGUGUGGCUCCAAAAUUGGUUGCCGAGCUUGAUCCUGAUCAAGCUGCUGGUUAUCUUAUGCUCUUGGCAAAUGCUUAUGCUACUGCUAAAAGGUGGCAGGAUGUUGCUACCGUGAAACAGAAGAUGGUUGAGAUGGGUGUGAAAAAGCCUGCUGGCCGAAGUUGGGUUCAAAUAAAUGGAGUAGUUCACGAUUUUGUAGCAGGUGACACGACUCAUAAGCAUGCAUCUUCGAUCUCUGAGAUGCUUGGCAAAAUUAGCAGGCAAGUUAAGUGUGUAAGCAACAGUCCAGACACAUGGAAUGAUAACAUUUUCAGUUGUUGAUGAGUAGCACAGUGACACAGAGACUCGAAUCUUCAGUCACCAAGGUGAAAGAGUCCAUCAAUCUGGGAAAAGCUUUUUGCUGCCUGCUCAUCGGCUCAUGGGCCUAAUAUGAUGCCAUCUCUAGGUAGAGCCGUAAAAUUCAUAGAAUUGACAAAUUUGAAGUAAGUUUGAUAUGUAUUACUAGGUCUUUUUUUUUUUUUUUUUUUAAUUUUCAGAAAAACCAUUUAUAUAAUACACACACAGCCAUAUAUUGUUGCUAUGGAAAAUGAAAUCCAAAGUGGCCUUAACAAAUUAUUCCCAAACUCUAAAAUCAAAUUCUGCAUAUUACUAAAAUCCAAAAUCUAGCAUCUAACCCAAGAGAAUAUUCAGCAAUUAGAUAAUGCCUAAAUGAUGGGGAUGAGAAUUAAAAGAAAUAAUAUAAGGUAAUGGGAUUGGAAGAACAGCUCAAAAUAGAAACUUUCUAGAGAAUCAAGAAAGGAGUAGGAAGUUUGAUAUAAUUGACAAAUAAAAAGAAAUUUAUGAGGAUGAAGUCCAAGGAAAAAAAAAAAAAGAAAAGGUAGAGAAUGAAGUAGGUUCUCCUCAAUGAAAAGUGAAAACAAUCUUUCGCUAUUAUUUGUUCCUAAACUAACAUGCAAUCGAACACGUUGUGUGAUAUAAGCAAACUUGAAUCUACAUUUACAUUGAUAGAUUAGAACUGUUCUUUGUGAUGAAGCUGACAACUGAUUGAAUAUAUAUAUUAUUCUUUACAGUAGUCUGCUUCUUGUAAAAUUGGAGUUCAUAAAUAUCAGAGACUUGUUUUUUCUUUUCUUUUCUUUUUUUCUUUUUUGGGUGCAGUGUUUGCUGUAAGAUGUUGCCAAACGCUUCAUAAGACCAUACUAAUCAGUGCUUCCCGAAAGUGGGAAUCCCAGGGUUGCCAUAUGGGCAAUCCAAGAAACAAAUCAGCAGUAACCAAGUUAACAUGUUUCUUAGGACUUCCGAUCACAAGGCAAAGGAAACUUAGGACUUGUGUUUACUUCAGGAAUGAUUCAUCUUAUACCAAAGAUCAAGAAUGCUGGAAACCUUUUAUUACAAAGAAAGCCAAAGAAUCAUCCCUCACUCCACGGAUAAAAAAGAAUACAAAAAAAAAAAAAAUGUUCACCACAUA
Messenger RNA from Manihot esculenta (cassava), 3554 nucleotides. Its product is annotated as pentatricopeptide repeat-containing protein At5g66520. Gene Ontology annotation, molecular function: protein binding; RNA binding. Gene Ontology annotation, biological process: RNA modification. The transcript is spliced from 2 exons. Bases 746 to 2410 code for a protein of 554 amino acids. Lineage: Eukaryota; Viridiplantae; Streptophyta; Magnoliopsida; Malpighiales; Euphorbiaceae. The record is from RefSeq and is a predicted model, not a curated record.